Molecule: messenger RNA, 2507 nt
Organism: Labeo rohita (rohu)
Lineage: Eukaryota; Metazoa; Chordata; Actinopteri; Cypriniformes; Cyprinidae
Gene: plaua
Product: plasminogen activator, urokinase a
Exons: 11
Coding region: 780-1976 (398 amino acids)
Biological process (GO): plasminogen activation; regulation of cell adhesion mediated by integrin
Molecular function (GO): serine-type endopeptidase activity
Source: RefSeq, a predicted model, not a curated record
AGAUAUAAAAAUGUAAUUUCAAAUAAAAGCCCAGGAUUACAACUUUAAGACAAAUCAGGUAUGCAAACUGGCAUGCGUGGGAUAGAGUAAAAACAUAUGUGAAUAGCUCCGGAUGUUAGGAAACAAUGAAGAAAUGUGAUUUCAUCAUGCAUCAUUACUCUGUGAUGUUAAAAAUAGAUUGUCUGAGUUAAAAUUGACUGACAACGGCAACCAGACGAAUGAUGAAUCACCUAGAUGUAUGUAAUGAUAACAACACACAUUUGAUAUGUAAAGUUUUGAUAUUUAAGAAGAAGGCAGGGUUUUUAUUAACAACUUAUUAACCCUUACAGAUACACAUUUUAUUAGUUUUCAGAGAAAACGUGUUUUUUUAUUCCCAAAACAUGUUGUGAAAUGGCCACUGCAGUAUAAAAAAACAAUGACUGUCAUUGCUUCAGGGGGCAAGUCCCUAUUAGGAAUAUUUCUCCUUCUAAGUGUUUUAUGUCUUAGAAAAGGGGAAGAGAUCUUGAGUCAUUUAGCAUGAGUCACAGUAUGAGCUUCCCCGGAAAGCAUAGCCAGCUAUCUCAUUGUUUAGCGCACAGCGCAUGUGCCAGUUUGCCCGAGGCCAGGCCCCCCUCAGCCAAUCACAGACUCGUCACUAUAAAGCGAGGAACACUAACAGGCACACGACAGCAAGUGCUUAGCAAGCCUGGCGAAGCUCUACAUCACAAGCGAGCAAACAAAUCAACUGCAUAUUAUCAAAAAGGAUCUCCAAAAAAGGAAAACGUUGGUUUGUGGUCAAGAUGAAGUGUCUACUCAGAAUAUUACUGUUGACAUGCGCCCUGUGCUUUACUGAAGCAGAUAGAAACGCUUGGAGAAAAAACACUUCUGCUGAAGAAAAAGAUAAGUGCAUACUUGAUGAAAGCGAGGGGAGCAUAAACGAAAUGACAGUGACAGUCAGUGGACGGAUAUGUCUACCAUGGAAUAAAUUACCAAGCCGUUCCGCCUCCUAUAAGAACUGCCAUCAUAACUACUGCAGGAAUCCAGAUAACAAGAUUCAGCCAUGGUGCUUUGUAAGGAGAAAAAAACGUUAUAUUAAAGAAUACUGUGACAUUGAGAACAGAAACAUGAAACCAACAGCCACAGAGAGUCCACCAACAUCUGACCCAUCUACGCAGGACACAGAAUCAACGUGUGGGGAGAGAAACUUGGACCGCAAUAGAAAGAUAAUAGGAGGAUCAAGGUCAACCGUUAAGUCACAGCCUUGGAUUGCAGCUAUCUUCAAAGGAGAUGGAUUUGUUUGUGGAGGAACCCUUAUUGCUCCAUGCUGGGUCCUCACCGCAGCCCACUGCUUCCCUAACGAUAAAAGAACAAGUAUAAGGAGAUACUCCGUCUUUCUGGGAAAGAAUGCCAUCAAUGAAACCGACUCUGUCAAAGAGCAGAACUUCACCGUGAGCGAACUUAUAGUCCACGAGGACUUUGACUACACAACUGAGAACUAUAAUAACGACAUUGCUCUUUUGAAGAUAGUGAACAGCAAUGGACAAUGUGCAGAGAGGACAGAAUCUGUGAGAACCGCAUGUCUUCCCCCUUUCCGGCACAUGCUUCCCACGGGAUACUACUGUGAAAUUGCAGGCUAUGGAAGACAUCAGAUCGGUGGCUUUGAGUACUCUCGAUAUCUGAAACAGGCUCAAGUAGAGCUUUUUUCCCAGAAUGAUUGUCAGAAGUAUUACAGCAAGGAUGAGGUCACUGAAAACAUGGUGUGCGCAGCUGGUAGAGACUGGGAGGACGAUGCUUGCCAGGGUGACUCAGGAGGGCCUCUGGUGUGUGAAGUAGAUAACGCCAUGUUCCUAUUCGGUAUCAUUAGCUGGGGAAAAGAGUGUUCAAAAAAGUUUAACCCAGGAGUUUACACAAAAGUUACUAACUACAACCGUUGGAUCUCACAGCAUACUAGUUUACCCAAAUAUACAGCAGGCUCCAGGUAUCCACAAAAGGAUUAAUUAUGACAGGGUCACUUUAUAAUACAGGGUCACAGAUGCUUAGCCACUCAGGGUAAUGUUAUAUUCUGUGCAGAAUAUGUGCCAAUUAUUUAUGCCAUUUAGAUUGUACGGCAGCUACUGCAAUCAAUAGGAAUCUUUGACAAUGUUAUAAUAACAUGUUCCUGCUUUUAUUGAAUAGUGAUACCAGUGUUUAGAUGUAUGAAGGAUACACUGAAUGAGGACUGAACAAGUUGAUCUAAAAUUACUGAUAUUUAUGACAUGGACAUUGGUCCAGUUUGUGGCAAUAACUAUAUAUAUAACUAUGUAUAUAUAAAGAAGGAAUAGUGUUCCAGAAAGUUAGAUUUUCUUAAUUUUGGAUAGGGCAUUAUGUCUUUUAUUCAUUCUUUUUACUUUUUAUAAUACAUUAUUUAAUUUAUUGCAAGAAUGUAUGUAUGACACAUGUAUUUAUUUGUAUUCUUUUUUUUACAUAGAUAGCGCUGAAUGUAAAACAGUCAUUUAUUUUAUUACAAAAAUUUCUGUUUAUAUGACACA